AUGCACCAAGUACCACGACACCCUCAACUUGUUAUGAAUCCGGAUUUGAACUCUCUUGCUUUUCUUGUAUUUCCAUUAUUCUUUAUACUCUUAGCUAUUCUUAUUCUUACUCUUUUUCCGUUUUUAAAAACUUACUUCAUUCCUUCUCAUUCUCAGUCUACUAAAUUAAAAAUUGGUAUCUCUUUAUCUGACGCUUAUAGUGGAAAUACUAUCAAAAGGACUAUAAAACGGAAUGUUCAAUGUCCAGUAUGCAAUGGGAGUGGUGCUGCACAUUCACAUGCCAUUCAUAAAUGCUCAAAAUGUGGGGGAAAGGGUGUGGUUAAGGAAAAUCUAAGAAUGGGAUUAUUUACCUAUGAACAUUUAAUUACUUGUCCCAUUUGUGGAGGAAGUGGAAAUGAAAUCACAGAAAAAUGUGAGAAAUGUAAUGGUAGUGGAAGAGUGUCUGAAACCACCGAAUUUAAUAUUACCAUUCCUAAAGGUAGUAAAACGGGGGAUAUUCUCAAAAUAAAAAAUAUGGGUGAAAUGGGUAGUACGCUUCUUUUAUUAUUAACUGUUAAUGACGAUGAGAAGAACUUUAAACGUCAAGGGGAUGACUUAUUAACUAACCUAACAAUUACUUUGAAAGAUGCACUCUUAGGAUUUAAAAAACAAAUCUCCCACUUAGAUGGUCAUCAAAUAUCCAUUGAACAAAAUGGAGUCACAAGUGAUGGUCAAAUUAUUCGAAUCAAAGGUGAAGGGAUGAAAAAGAACUUUUUAUUUAAUGGGGAUUGUUUAAUUUCUAUCCACGUUGAUAUGCAUUCAAUAUCUCCUGAUCAAGCACUGAAAAUAGCUAAAAUAUUAAAUCAAACUAAUUAA
This is a messenger RNA of Entamoeba nuttalli P19, 855 nucleotides long. RefSeq names its product chaperone proteinDNAJ, putative. Gene Ontology annotation, cellular component: cytoplasm. Gene Ontology annotation, biological process: protein refolding. Bases 1 to 855 code for a protein of 284 amino acids. NCBI's taxonomy places the organism in Eukaryota, Evosea, Mastigamoebida, Endamoebidae. Gene Ontology annotation, molecular function: Hsp70 protein binding. The transcript has a single exon. The record is from RefSeq and is a predicted model, not a curated record.